AUGCUGGUGGAGGCCGGUGCACCCCUCGAGGUUGCCACCAAACAGCAGCUUUGCACGCCGCUUCAGAUUGCUGCUGUCAACGGAUGCGCCGCGUCCAUGACAACAUUACUCGAGGCCGGCGCGAAUCUCAACAGCCGUCGGUUUGAUGGGGCAACGCCGCUAUUUUUGGCGGCGUGGGAAGGGAACGUGGAUGCGGUAAGGCUGCUACUUCUUGCGAAGGUAGACCCGCUCUUGACCCCCCACCUUGGUACGUCUGAAAGGGCCUCCCUCCCGUUGGACGUUGCGGCGGGUCUUGGACACCUGGAAGUGGUAAACGAGCUGAUCCGGCAGGUUGGCAUCGGCGGAUGUGGUGGCUCAAGCGGAGGUGUACGUGCUCUCCAGCAGGCCGCUCGGAACAAACAUUUGGACAUGCUGACUGUUCUAACCAACGCCGGAGUGGUAGACACAGGAUUAGCGCGCGGCCGCCGCAUUUGGAGGCGUGGCCCCCUUGAAGUUUCUGUUGGAGCAGGCAAGGGCGAGGAAAACCACGGGUGGACCUGCGUAUGUGAACACCCACAGCGGUGUCGGUUUGACGCCAUUGCUUGUUGGCAUCAGCGAUGCCGCCCCAGAGUUGUGCGGUUGCUUGUCGAAGCGGGAGCGGACACGACAUCCACGGUUCCAAUCGACGGCCUACCUGGUACGGACAACAUCACACCCAUGGGUCUCACGAUGCUUCUCCUCCAUGAUUUGGGAACUGAACCAUUGACAGAGGAGCAGCUGAAUGCCCUAGAGGCCAUACACCGCUUGCUGCUGCGAGUGGAGGCACUUCACGCGGUCUCUUGGCUGUGGUCUAGCGAUAUCUGCAACUGCACCUAUUCUACGGCACAGGGCACCGACCGGACGACGUCGAAAUCGACAGCUGGAACACCGCUCGUGUUGACGAUGAGGCAAAGGGCUCGAUCUAAAGAGCGUGAGGUUCCUUUGGCGGCCCUGUUGAGGUAUUCGUCAAAGCCAUGA
Messenger RNA from Ectocarpus siliculosus, 996 nucleotides. The record is from the annotation of a GenBank genome assembly. NCBI's taxonomy places the organism in Eukaryota, Phaeophyceae, Ectocarpales, Ectocarpaceae.